Molecule: messenger RNA, 1682 nt
Organism: Ostrinia furnacalis (Asian corn borer)
Lineage: Eukaryota; Metazoa; Arthropoda; Insecta; Lepidoptera; Crambidae
Exons: 13
Coding region: 17-1669 (550 amino acids)
Source: RefSeq, a predicted model, not a curated record
UGAGAUUUUAGCCAAGAUGCCGCAACAGGUGGAACAGAAGACCGUGGACCCUGAAGCAGAGCUCAGCAAUGUUCAAAGAACAUUCCAAAAGAUGGCGCCGAUGUGCAGCGUGGAGAAACGCGCGGGCGGCGUGCCGCAGCUGGCGCCGCAGGAGAAGCAGCUUGGUAUACUCGCCAACGAGCUGCGGGAGACCUUGCUGUGCAUCAACCUAGCCAAGAAAGGCCAGCACGCUCUCCGAGACAACAUGAUGAAGAGUGGCACUCGGAAGUCCAUCGUGGAGUACGAGCAUCUGGAAGGAGAGCUGAGAGAUGAGCGAGCACAGCAAGCUGAACUGGACUGCCUGAAUUAUUUAGCACAGAAGCAACUGGUGGAACUGCUGAAGAAAGUGCCUACCGAAGCUGAUGAGCUGGCCAUGAUCGAGAACGCCAACAACCGUCUCCGGCGCAUGGAGAACCGCCUGGACCUGGCCACCAAGAGGUUCUGCGUCGUCAACUCGGACAACAAACGCGUCAGGGAGGAGAUACACAGGCUGCUUGUAGAAAGGAAUGACUUCAACAUACAAUGGAACCGCACCAUCGGCAAGCUGGUGAAAGGCAAGGAAUACCUGAUGGACAUCUUCGAGAUUGCUGCCGUCGCCUUCGGAGACCGCGACGAGUGUUGCAGGAUGCUGGAGGCGCUCAAGUGGAAAGGAUUGUACCAGCUCAAUAGGGAUAUAUCGGAGAUGCAAUCCUACGAGGGCGAGUUGAACCACCUCGCCAAGUUGGAGGAGUUUCUCCGAGUGAAGGGCUCCCGCAGGAUCUGCGAGGCUGAUGAGAAGGAGGAGAUAAAGCGUCUGGAGGAAAUCCAGCGGUGCGAGCAGGAGAUCGCCAGGCAUGACGCGCUGCUGGAAGAAAUAUUCGAAUACGCCGGCACAGACCGAGUUGCCAGCAUCAUCAACCGGUUCAAGAUCGUGGAGAUCGAGAACUUCUCCACCUUCGUGCUGCUGUGCGAGGUGCUUCAGGAGUCCAUCAUCAUGCGCCGCGAGCUGGAGAUACUGCGACAGAGGAUCAUGGACCAACGCGACAUCAACGAAGCGCGCGAGGAGAAGCAAGACAAGCGCCUGGCCGCGCUCACGUUAGAGCUGGGCGAGCGGCGUGCGCGCACGCAGCACAUGCAGGACUUAAACAACCAGGCUGACGCCACUAUAGGAAGAGUGCUGAAGGGCAUUGACGACCUCGUCAGACUUGCAAAAUGUGACUGCAACCCGCUGCUGUCCCUCCUCGGGAACCACAAGGAGGUCACCAAGUGGAACGUGCCCAAGUUCCUCAGGCUGCUGGAGACAGAGGUCAAGAGCCUGAUUGAAGUAGCAUACGGAGCUGUCAAGCCUCCAGCGCCAACGCCCAAGGCCCGCAAAGGACCCGCCGGCCCGGCCCCAACGAAGCUGGUGGCUGAUCCGUACGUGGAACCGCUGCGGCCCAACAGGAUUGAGAAACUGGUGCCCUACCAGCCUUGCGCUUAUUGCGUUGAAGACUACAUCAUGAACCUAGUGUUCGAGACGCCGGCAGUCCCAGCUGACAAGGAGUACGUGGAGGGCAUCUUCCGCCUCGAGGACGUCAACACCAAGUUUGGAAUAUACACGCUGACUAUCCCAGCUAAACGACACCCAUAUCGUGGCGGGAAGAAGGACUAACCUGAAGACUGAU